This is a messenger RNA of Bipolaris maydis ATCC 48331, 321 nucleotides long. NCBI's taxonomy places the organism in Eukaryota, Fungi, Ascomycota, Dothideomycetes, Pleosporales, Pleosporaceae. The record is from RefSeq and is a predicted model, not a curated record.
AUGACCCGGAAGCAGCCCUAUCUUGCCCACUCCGGAACGCGGAUAAUCGCCACUUCGCCGUCUCGCUCCACCUACCUCGAAGCGAAGAACAUCGACUUCGCCGUCCCCCAUACCUUCUUGUGCUUCUACUACCCGAUUGGCUACCACUCGCUUCCUGACUCACGCACAACACAGUCAUUCGGGCUGCGUUGCUCCGCAUCUUUCAAUGUCUCUUCUACCCAGGCUCCGGCUUUCACCGGUAUUGCUGAUAAGCCGAGGAGGGAAGGCCGUGUCAGCAGGACAACACACUGGGAUCUCAGAAAUGUUUGUUCAUCGAUGUGA